Molecule: messenger RNA, 5401 nt
Organism: Gamsiella multidivaricata
Lineage: Eukaryota; Fungi; Mortierellomycota; Mortierellomycetes; Mortierellales; Mortierellaceae
Exons: 3
Coding region: 125-5206 (1693 amino acids)
Biological process (GO): transcription by RNA polymerase II
Cellular component (GO): nucleus
Source: RefSeq, a predicted model, not a curated record
GCCUUCGUCCCUCUCGUCCAUUGAUCGCAUCGGCCACUGCUCUCAUCCGACUGCAUCGCUCGAUUCGACUUGCUACUUUUCUCCGCAUCAGCCACAAAGGAACCUCCAAGCAACGUAGUCUACUAUGAGCUCAAGUCCAGUCGACGAGGAGAAGAGACGCCGCGAGCAUGCGAGCGUUAUCCGUCAACGACGACAACCGGUUGAAACCGAGGAAGAGCUCUUGGCCAUGCAGGAUGAGUUCUACAAGGCCAACGACAGACCCGCCGCAGCUGUUGUCAGAGUCAAGAAACCCGUAGUGAGCGGCAGUAGCACCGGGAACUCUGGGGACACAACAAGGCACGUUACUGUUGAAGAUAAUGACGAUGACGACAUGCCUCCGCCUUUGGAAAAGGAUAUGGUCUCUCUUGACGGCGACCAGCUACCUCUGCAACCGCCCAGUAUCCAGGCAUCAUCUUUCAAACUUCGAGGAGGGUCAAGAUUUCUGCAGGAUAGAGCCAGCAAAGGGCCUAGGACACAUUUCCAGACACCCCCCAAAGGCGAGCGAUUUCAGAUUGACUUUGACGAUGAGGAUGACGGUACAAGCGUCCCUACAGCCGCAAGGACCGCUCACCAUGAUGGUAUACAGGACGAAUUCGAGACUGAGGAGGAUACACGGAGGAGGCUGCGCAGCGCAGGUCCAUCGAUGGGUCAGGUCUUGCACGAGGUCUUGGAGAAACCCGUUAAAGAAGCUGUAGCCCCAACUACUGCGACGACGACUCCUGGUUCUCUAGUGCCGAACACGCAACCAGUCAAGGGGGGAUUCAAGGGCAAGAGCUUGUUCGCGAGACGGCUCGCUGAGGCACAGAGCAAGGGGUCUUCACUAUCUGGAACCCCAGAGCCCAUCGCUGCGAAGGGUUCGAUCAACGCUCAGAGCAGUGACACCCCCAACUCAGCCGCAUACACCACGUUCAUGUCGAAAAUCAAUACGACGCCCGACGCCAUGAGAGACACUGUUGCUUCCCCCAGCCCAGUUGAUACAGUGCCGAUUCGACCUGCGACCAGACCAGCAGCGAGACCAGCCAGUUUUAGUGGCCAAGGAGGCAAUCGAUCCUUUCCACCGAAGCCCUCCUCCGCGCUUCAUUCGGUCUUGAAAAAGAGGCCAGAUUCGCCUCACAGUACGCUAAUGGAACAGAUCGACGAGGAAAACAAAAGAAAGCUCGCUAGUCUGUCGCAGGAGGAAAUUGAGCAGGAACAGGCGGAGCUUUUACGGAACCUAGAUCCAGAGCUCGUGAAGAAACUGAUGAGGCGCAACACUGUACAAAGACGAGUCAGCUUUUCGGAAGGAGUCAAAGUUGAGGACAAGGUCGUCAGUAUGCAUAAUAUCAGAGACGGGCACGGUGACUCUGCCUUCCAGGCAAAAAGGCACAAUGAGGAAGAGGGCGAUCAUCCGUUGGCACUAAAGAGAUAUUUUGCUGAUGUUCCUGCAGAGCCGGAAAAGUUGGAGUGGAUGGGAAUUGAAAGCACGAGUGAGAACUCCGACAGUACUAAGUCUAUUCUUGGCAAAUCUGUCGCACCGGGACCACAGCCAUACACCGUGAGUGAAGCAGAUCCGCCAGCAGCUCAUUAUCGGUUUGAUUUUACAGGGAAGAUUAUCAACGACGAGAACAUACCAGUUCACCUUGGGCUACAUCAUCAUGGCGUGGAUCCCACGAAAGCCGGAUACACACUUUCGGAAUUGCUGCAUCUUAUUCGAUCAACAGUGCCCAGUCAAAGAAUCCUUCCUCUGAAUAUCGUCGCUAAGGUUCUUCAAAACUGCAGAGAUCCGGCAUUCGCUUCCUUUGAAGUCCGCGCUGGAAUCUUGCGCUGGCUAAUCGACACACUCCGCGCUCCAGUCUAUAUCCGUGCGGCGCUGGAUGAUAAGACGAAUAGCGGAAUUGUUGCAGCAAUCAAUGCAAUCUACACAUGGACGAUGCCCCCGCCCAACCUUGGGCUGCCAGAAGACAUUUGGGAUUCGCUCGACCAUCUGAACCGCGGCUAUGAGCGGAUCAGUAUUGGAUUCAAGUACCAGAAUAUUACAAAGUUCGCCAACAUGGAACUCAGGUCCGAUACGCUGCAGGCGAGUCAGGAGCAGGGAACAGAGACAGAAGAGACGAUUGCAGCGCACGCGAUUUUGGCUUCAAAGGAUCCUGUAGAGGGUCUGCUUGCUAUGAACAUCAUCCCCCGACUUCGAUAUAUUCUGGACGUUUGCCAACUACCAGCCUUCUCGAAUGCGCAAGUGUUGGAUAUCUUAUUAACUAUCGUGCGGAGCAACGCGGGUGCAGCCAAGAAGGCUUUCCAAUGCGAGGGUUUGAUUGCGGCGCUUAUCCGACACUACGGCGCAAUCUCGUGGCCCUCUGAGAGAGGUGAUCUGGAGCUGAACUGCACAGUCAAGGCAAUAUCGAUCCUGGAUAUCAUCGUCAGAUCGUCCAAGGAAGUUGCAUCAGCAGUGAUUGACGAAGGACAUUUGGAGCCCCUGCUUCGUUUCUUGGUGGUUACGCCCGAGGCAAAGGCGGAGAAUAGACGCGGUUUUGCAAUCCAAACCCAGGUGUUGAAGCUGUUUCGGUCAUUGGCAGCAUAUGGACUCUACUGUAAUGUGCUGGGUGACAGUUUGCAGUCGCUGCUGCUUCAGGAUCUUGCCCAGACAAUCGCGGAGCGAAACAAGGGCGACCUCGAUCCAGUAGUCAAAACGUUCCUUUCCAGAAAGCUGUCCAUGUUUUUCCAGCUCGCCACUGCUUGGACCCAUGCUGCCGCAGAUGUGCAUCGCACGAUCCCAGAGCACUCGCUUUGUUGGGCGCAGGCUGCGGCUUUCCUUGACCCUGCUCUGGAUGGAAUCACGCACUGGAAGCACUCGGAUCAUCUAUCUACCUUCAAUAUUGAAGAUGCGAUGUUGGCCGCUUCCACGGUUCGCUAUAUCAGUACCUGGGCACGCUAUCUUUCGACUAACCCGCCGGACAACGAGCAGAUCUUGGAACGCGUUUGGAAAGCUGUGCAUUUCACGACCUGGACCAACUCGAACGCAUACAAAACCGUGCAUGGGCGGCUGACAUCGCUCUUAAAGGACGUUCCAGGGCUGGACGAGCCUGCGCUACCUCAUGUCGGUAUAACGAUGAACAACCCUUCAGCUUUGUCAGCCAUCGCGUCUAAUCUUUUCGAGGUGUCUCUGUGUUGCGAAUACCUGAGCAGCCAUUUGACUGCUAUGUUUUACCUCGCUCGCCUCACUUCUGCGCAGCCUUUUAUCUUACAUGAGACCAUCCAGACCUUGGUGUCCGAGUCCGUCUUUGGACUGGUGGAGCAGGUGACCAAGUACGAGUUGACGAUCCAGGACCAGAUCCCGACGACCUUGCCGCCUUGGACAGCAUUUGUCUCUCGACAUGGUGUCUACUUUGUCGCUCAUUGGCUCACGGCCAUGGAUGCUCUCGUGUACCAGCAGGAUCCCGAUAAUAGCUCGCACAUCAAGCUGACCUUCUUCCCGCUCUUCCAAGUUACAGCGCUAUCCUUGCUCCAGAUUGUCCUCCCUGGAGACGAGAGUCUGAGUCAUGAUGUGCUGCUCAAGAUUCUCUUCAACCCACGCGUUCUUGCCAAGCUGCUUAACCAGAACGCCAAGCAGGUCACAGUCGUGAGGCGAAUUCUGGAACCAUUGUACCUACAAUGCUUUGUCAAGAGUGACAAAGACCUGAAGCAGUCGCAAAGUCUUUGGAUGCAUGAUGGUCGUGGUAUCAACAGCCUGGUGAUGGAUUAUGGAAAGAUCACGGGCCAGCCAUUGUUCAACUGGCUGUUUUAUCCGAUCGACCUGCUUUUCAAGAGUAAGAUGACGUUUGUGGAGGAGUCUGGGGCGUUAAUCGCAGCGACCUCGGUAGCGCACUGCACGCUUGAUUUCGUCUAUUCGCUGUUGCAAACCCUGGACGGCAUAUCGUUCGAGCUCAUCUAUAUGGCGUCACUCAAGUUGCUAUCAUUGGAAGGCGAAAAGGAACCCCAUGACAGACCGGGGGAGGACGAGGAGGAAGAGGAAGGGGAGGAAGAAGAAGAUGGUUUUAUUGAUGAGGAAGUCGAUGCCAAUAUCAACAAACUGCUGGAUCACUUCAGUACUCGCGGCGAUUGCUCUUUGGUUUCCGAUGGUCCUCAAGGCCUGACGGCACUGUCCGAAAAGACACUCUCAGUCCUCACGGCUCCCUUGCCUUUCACACAGUUCAUGAAAAACUUUAUAGAGAACUCCUUCACGACAGGCACGCUCUUGCAGUUCCAGUCAACGGCGGCUCGAUUCUUGUUUCCAGCCAUGGCGCUUUCUUCUGAGCUGCAGCUUCUCAUUUGGCAAGAGUCCUUCAACUUUCUGGGAGGGAUAACGACCAAGUGGGAGGAACUUGACGCGGGCACACUCAGAAGUCUGAUUACAGACGACCAAGAGUGCGUAACAUCGGAAGUCCUAAAGCACUAUCUUAAAGCGGUCGUCAGCGGACGAGUGAUCAAGCAACGCAACCCUGCGCUUUACUGGAUCGCAGUUCAUCAUCUGGCCCGGGUCGCAUUUGGCCCUAUUCAGAUGCCAUCUCCACCUCGCGGUGGUCUACGUUCUAGAGCAGCGCCUCCAGGGGAUGCGUCCGACAAGCAGGACGAGGGAGAAGGAUUAUCUGCAGAGGAUGCGGCUGCAUUGGAGGAGCGACGUACGAUUGUUAAGACGAUUGUUUCAGGAACGAAGAGCAAAGAGCUGGUUCGGGACUGGGUCCAGUAUGAGGGACGGAAUUACGAACAAUCAUCGUCUACUUUGAACAAGAAAUUGUCUUCCUCGGCAAACACCAGUUCCACACCCUUGACAGCAGCAGUGACAAUGUCGUCAUCUGCAUCUGCCCCAGUAUUGGCGGAUAGUAUCUUUUCAACGUCGCCUGUAGUCAAGUCGCCGAGUCGUCCGCUGUCACUCCUGUCGACGUCGGCAUCGUUUCCUGUGAUUGGUAGCAGCGAUUACCUGAGCUGCGACAACAUUCUGACACCGCCGGAGUGUUUCCUCGAGCGGAGACAACUGAUGGUCGGUGCACGUAAGGCAUGGCUCGAGGGCGUUGUAGGCAAGGAGGGAUUGGGUCGUGUGGAACAGGCGAUCAUGGAGGGAACACCUGUUGGUACACAUGGAGGUCCUGGAGGGGUGCAUGGGUCCCAUAGUUCCCAUACACCGCAUUACGGAGGAGGGAGAUGGGCUCACUAGUGACAGGAUAUUUACAUGUAUUGUUUUUAUUGAUGGGUGGGUUCUUAGGGUGGUUAAAGCCAGAAUAGGCUCUCUUAAUAAAACUGUGUGCACACAUCUAGCCGGGUGAAAAAGUGGGAGAGUGCUUAUGGAAUGUCAGGAAUAUGAGCACCGACGUAGCCUAACAUUUUCCACCGACAUGAUCUAACAUCUCCC